GUCAGAAAUGUCCAAACCAGCCGAAGAAUUCGUGGAGUACCAGUCCAGUCCGGACAAGCUGGACGCACUCGGCCAGGAUGCUUUGUACCAGGCGUAUGCGUCCAAGAGCGCCGAGUGGCAUAAGCGCAUGACAAGACAGUUGCUGCGCAAGGUGGAUUUGCAUCUCCUGCCGUUUUUGAUCUUGAUGUAUCUGCUUAAUUUUCUGGAUCGGAAUAAUUUGUCGCAGGCUCGUCUCGGUACGCUGGAAGAAGACUUGGGUAUGAAGGGCACCGACUAUAACCUCGCCACGAGCAUCUUGUUCGUCGGAUACCUUUUGAUGCAGUUGCCUUCGAACCUGCUGCUGACUCGCGUGCGACCGUCGUUGUUCCUGGGUAUUGCGAUGGGGAUCUGGGGUGCUAUAUCGGCUUGUCAGGCGGCGACACAAUCUUUUGCCGGGCUGGUAGUCUCGCGGUUCUUUCUCGGCUUCGUCGAGGCUCCUUUCUUUCCUGGGGCUGUUAUGUUGAUGUCGAGUUGGUAUACUAGGCAAGAGUUGAGUCAUCGUAUCGCCUGGUUCUACGCCGGCAGCUCGCUCGCCAACGCCUUCGGUGGUUUGAUCGGAGCAGGUGUGCUCGGCAACUUGCACGAUGCGCAUGGCAUCGCCGGAUGGCGCUGGCUCUUCAUCAUCGAAGGAUGCAUCACGGUCGGGAUUUCGAUUUUUGCAGCGUUCAUGCUACCCAACUACCCGGCCACCACCUCGUGGCUCAAUGCCAGCGAACAGUCCUACGCUCAGUGGCGUCUGAUUGCCGACGCCGGCGAGGCCGAUGACACGAACACCGGGUCGUUCAAGGAAGCUGUGUAUCUGGUCUUCGCGGAUAAGCGUAUUUACCUAUUCAUCCUGCUGCAACACACCUCGCUACUGUCGCAGAACUUCCAGUAUUUCUUCCCGACGAUCGUGCAGACACUCGGGUACAACAAUAUCAUCACGUUGCUCAUCACAGCCCCCGUAUGGAUCGCUACAUUCCUGAUCUCACUCGUCGUCACCUGGACUUCGGGUCGCUAUAACGAUCGUGGAAUCCACAUCAUCGUACUGAUGAUGGUCAGCGUGAUCGGGUGUAUCAUUUGCACGGCGACUACGAACAUCGGUGCUAAGUUCUUUGGCAUGUUUUUAAUGCCAAUGGGCGCCGUCUCAGCCUACCAGAUCAUCAUCGCCUGGGUCGCCAACUCCUUCCCCCGUCCCUUGGUCAAGCGUUCUGCUGCCAUCGCCAUCGCCAAUAUGAUCGGUAAUACGGCGUCCAUCUAUGGAAGUUACAUGUGGCCCUCCUCGUCUGGACCACGGUACAUUCCUGGUGGAAGUGCUACGGCCGGUGUAGCUUUGGUAGUGGCUGUGUUAGCGUUCGUUAUUCGGAUGGUGCAUGCGCGUAUGAAUCUCAAGUUGGAUGACGAGGAGGGUCCUGAGGUUGAGGGCGGCGAUGGAGAGAGACCGGUGAGGUUUAGGUUUAUUCUUUGAUAUAGAUGAACGUCUCGGGGUAGCAAGUCAUG
Molecule: messenger RNA, 1518 nt
Organism: Aspergillus steynii IBT 23096
Lineage: Eukaryota; Fungi; Ascomycota; Eurotiomycetes; Eurotiales; Aspergillaceae
Product: putative MFS transporter
Exons: 6
Coding region: 8-1486 (492 amino acids)
Biological process (GO): transmembrane transport
Cellular component (GO): membrane
Molecular function (GO): transmembrane transporter activity
Source: RefSeq, a predicted model, not a curated record